Messenger RNA from Misgurnus anguillicaudatus (oriental weatherfish), 1659 nucleotides. The record is from RefSeq and is a predicted model, not a curated record. Lineage: Eukaryota; Metazoa; Chordata; Actinopteri; Cypriniformes; Cobitidae.
UGGGAGUGGGCGAGCGCUGCAGGGUCACCAGAGCCAUGAGUGAAAAUCUCACACAGUACAACAGCCGGUCUAUUCUGUCACGGGCUACAGUAAACCCGCUAGCGGAUUUUCCUCCAGCAACACCAAACACACGGCAGUGCACAAGAGAGUGAGCCAAGAAGACCUUAAAAUACUUUUCUUUGGAACAAACAAAAGGAUUAAACUUUGACAUGAAGGUGUGCAUCAUUGGAGCAGGGGUCAUCGGUCUGUCCACUGCUCAGAGCAUCUACCAACACUUCCAUGACAGGGUCACCCCCCUCACCAUUGAGGUGUAUGCAGAUGUCUUCACUCCACUCACCACCAGCGACGGGGCAGCUGGACUCUGGCAGCCGUAUCUCUAUGACAAGGGGAACGUGCAAGAAACUAAAUGGAACAAAGAGACAUUUGAUUAUAUUCUAAGUUGUCUCAGAUCUCCCGAAUCGGUUAAAAUGGGAAUCUUUCUCCAGUCUGGUUAUGACCUCUGCACUGAAACUGUACCACACCCAUCAUUUAAGGACAUUGUGUUGGGCCAUCGGGAGCUGACCCAACGUGAACUUGCGAUGUUCCCCGGAUACAGCUAUGGGUGGUUUAACACUACUCUCAUGAUUGAAGGAAAGACAUACCUGCCCUGGCUUAUGGACUGGUUGAAACAAAGAAACGUCACGUUUCAUCAGAGAAAAAUUGAUUCAUUUAAAGAGUUGGCAGACAGUGGUGCUGAUGUCAUCAUCAAUUGCUCCGGUGUCCGAUCAGGAGAACUGCAGCCUGAUCCUGAUCUCCAGCCAGCCAGAGGUCAAAUCAUUAAGGUAGACGCUCCCUGGUUAAAACACUGGAUAAACACAAAUCAUUUUUCAUCUAGUGGUAUUUCUCCGUACAUCAUACCUGGGAGUCGUUUCGUCACUGUUGGUGGAGUUUUCCAAGUAGGAAACUGGAAUAGGUUGAACUGUUCUGUCGAUCAUAAAGAAAUUUGGGAAACAGCAUGCAAGCUUGAACCUAGUUUACAACAUGCACGGAUAGUAGAAGACUGGACUGGUCUUAGGCCGGCACGUAGCAAAGUUAGACUGGAGAGAGAAACCAUACAAUCCAGACCAAACUCAUUCGAGGUCAUCCAUAAUUACGGACACGGUGGCUUUGGCAUGACCAUUCAUCGUGGAUGUGCUGAAGAAGCUGCUCGGCUGUUCGGAGAGAUCUUGGAACAAAAAGGCUUGCUUACACACCCUAGAUCACGCCUUUGACAGAUCUGGACGUCUGCAAAAUCUCUUCAGACGUAAACAGUAUUCUUCCUGACUGUCUGAUAAUCAUUGCCAUAUAAUUCCAAGUGAUAACAGAUUACACGAAUGUAUCCCUAAACUAGCGUUAUGUUUACAUUAUUGCACUUAAUUUGUAUUAUUCUGUGGACAGAAGAUUUGUAAAUGAAAGAUGACAAAUCAUUACUGAAUUGCCAACACUUUAUUUUCCAAUGUACAAUAAAGAGUCAUAUGCUAGCAUGGUUUAUUUAAUGCUUUGUGGCAAUAAGAUAAUACUUGAACAUCUCUACUAAAAAAAAAAACAAUGCAAAUUUUAAUGGUUUCCUUGACAAAUACUGUUAUGAAUAUGAACCAAUAGCUGUUUACCAUUAAAAACAUUAAAAUAUCUCUUUAUGUA